Molecule: messenger RNA, 1128 nt
Organism: Paramecium tetraurelia
Lineage: Eukaryota; Ciliophora; Oligohymenophorea; Peniculida; Parameciidae
Exons: 4
Biological process (GO): microtubule anchoring
Cellular component (GO): microtubule organizing center
Source: RefSeq, a predicted model, not a curated record
AUGUAGGAGUUAACAGAACUUAAGAACUUAGUUAUACAAUCUCUUGAGGCUAAUGGAUCUCUUGCCAAGAUUAGAGCUUAGAUAAGAGCUUCAGUCUUUAAUGUAGUUGAUUAACAGGAAGGCAAUAAUAAAAAACCAUCUCCAUUUUUUUGGGAAAAUAAUAAGGCUUAAACAAUUUACGAAUUAGGAUGUGGAAGAGACAUGCUAGAAUUAAUAAAAGAGUUUUUAUUAUUUUUUGAAAUGCACUACACCACCUCCAUUUUUUCAAGCGAAAGCAAUUUAAGAGAAGAUAUAAAUCGUGAUUAGAUUGCCAAAAAGUUGAAUAUAGACGCUACUGAUUCUACAAAGCCAUUGCUAUACUUUUUGUUAAAAAAUAGAUAACCUGAAAAAAAAUCAGAAGAAAAGCAAUAGCAAUAAAAAAUUGCAUAGCCAUCACCCAAAGAAAUUUAAAUAUAGCAGUAAUAAUAAUAAUAAUAAUAAUAAUAAUAAUAAUAAAAAUUGCAAGAUCAAAAGGUUCAAGAAUAAAAAAGAUAAGAUGAAAUUAAAAAAUAAGAGGAAUUAAAAAAGUAAGAAGAACAAAGAAAGCAUGAAGAAUAUAGAAAAUAAGAUGAAUUAAGAAGAUAACAAUAACAAUAAGAAGAGUAGAAAAAACUUGAAGAAUAAAAAAAAGAAUAAUAAAGAAAACAAUAGGAGGACCAAAGAAAAAUGGAAGAACUUAAGAAAUAAUAAGAACAAUAAAAAUUAGAAUAAUAGAAGUAAGAAUAGCAAAGAUAAGAAUAAUAAAAGUAAGAUUAAUAAAGAAAAGAAUAAGAAAAGGUGAAAGAGUAAUAAAAAUAAUAGGAAUUACUUAAACAAUAAUAAGAAAGAGAAAAACAAGAAGCAGAACAAAGGAAAGGUUAAGCUAAGAAAUUUGAACAUAAAAAUUAUGAGGAUGAAAAGUUUGAUAAUGAUGAUAUGGAAGAAUAAUUAGAGGGAGACGAUUUAAGAGAUUCUUAAUUGUAAUAAGAUUAGUUUUAAGACUCCGAUGAAUACAUGUAAUAAUCGCAAUCAUAAGGAAUUGACAUGACUAUUGAUUCUGCUGCAUUAGAAGAGUUUGAUUAUUAUGAAGAUAUCGAAGAUAUGGAUUGA